AUGACACGCCUCUACCCCGACCUCCGCCCGCCCAAAGCCGGGCCGGGGAUAGCCGCCCCGGUGGUUUCGGGCUCGCCGUUCGCCAGCUGUCCGUCGUGCGGGGUUGCCCUCGCCGAGAUAGGCAACAGCGUCGUGGCCGCCGCACUCCACACGCCUGUGACGCCGCCCUGCAAGCCUCGUCGAACUCUCCUGCUCUGUACGGCUUGCUUCUGGGCGUAUGCAGCGGGGUGGGUGCUGCAGGCGGACAACGCCAGCUAUCUCACCCUCGGUCGCUCCGACGUGGCCAUCAACCUUGCUUCGACUCGGAUUGUCGCCGUGGUGGCUGAUGCUACCGGCGUCGAGACACCAACGUGGGCAGAGCUUGUCGAUCCUACCCUGCCUCUUGCACCUGGGGGGAAGAAGCGCGGGCCCAAGCCGAAGGAGAAGGCGCGGCUGAAGGGCUUGCUCGCCGAGCUCAACAAGGGCACUGCGCACGGCGGUGGUGUGGCGAGCAAGUACGUGGCGUGGCGGCCUGACCUCAUUCCGCCGGGUGAGACGGUGGAGAGCUACGGCAUGCCGUUCUCGGUCAAGGGUCUGCGCAAGUGGGGCGCGUCGGCAGCGGGGACGCCGGCGUGGAAGCAGGUGUUUGGCGGCAGCAAGAGCCCGUCGAGCCACAAGUCUGCCGUUGAUGGCCUCCGCAAGUACUUUGAUGUAGUUUUCGGGUCUGGAAAGCGGUCAAUGGUGUGGCACCGCCGGGGCUUCCAACCCGGCGCCUCGAGCGACACCCUGGCCAGCAUGGGCUACAAGGACGCGGUCAAGGUCACCGUCGCCCGUAGCAUGAAUAUCUAUCUCCGUAAGAAGAGUAUGGCCAAGUCUGGAGGCAAGGCCAAGCGCGAGGCCAAGCGCGAGCGUGAAGCCGUCGCCGAGUCAAAACCCGAGCCAGAGGCUGCUAAGCCAAUUGUCGCCGCCACUUCGUCGCUUGCAAUGCCUCUCCCGCCAUCUCCAAGCGAGUUCUCGCCCAACUCUAAUGGCGAUUCCAUGCCGCCAUCGUCAUCCGCUUUACCCACCAAGACCUAUGACGUCUUCAUAUGUCAUGGUAGUUACGACAAGGGCUAUGCGGUUGCGCUCCGUGAUCGCAUCCUGAGGGUCGACCAGUCCCUCAGCGUCUUUGUGGACACCAGCUCACUCGACGGCAUACAGUGUGAAUACCCAGAUGACUGCGCUGACAUUGUCAAGGCCUCGCGUGUCGUCCUCAUCAUUGUCUCGGCGUACUUUCUCGCCACACGCUGGGCUGUGGCUGAGGCCAAGACCGCACUUUGUCGGGCGAACCACUGCAAGGUGUUCCCAGUGUUCCUCAACCAUGGCAGCCUUUCGCUUGCUACGUUCAAAGCGUUCCCUGCACCCCACAAGUUAGCGAACCUCAACGACCUCCUUGCUGCUGCCGAGGCUGACCAUGCUGCGCUCCAAGAUGAUCCAUCCAGGCCUGAUAUGCAAAAAGCAGCGGAGUCUGCCGCGUCUGCUCUCCACCCCAUCAUCAAGCUCAUGUACAGCUACUUCCAAGGGCCAGACCAAGAGCACCAGUUCCAGACCUGGCGCCACAGACAUCUCACUCCAACCGACAAGGUCGAUCGCGUGGCCACAGCCUAUGCGCUUCUUGACCAUGGCUUGGAACCGUAUGACGCGCACCAGAACUCUGUCGAGGCGUUGCUGGAAGACCUGGCGACUCGCUCGCUGAAGGUGCUCUCGACGAUUGAUGCCGAGGUCGGGAUCAAGCCUGAGGUCGCAAAGUUUGCCAACGGUGAGCCCCCACCCAAGCUUGAGGCUACCAAACCCCCCGACGCAGAGCCCAAGGCAAAGGCCUUUAAGCCUUUCAGGCGAGAGCUCAAGCUCGAGGUCGUCAAGGCCGUGAGACAUGAGCUUAAGCGAAAGUGCAAGCGCAGGCCUGAGGCCUAUCGCCGGCUCAGGCGUGAGGUCAAGCUACUCGACACCGAGCCCGAGCCCAAGUCCGAGGGAGCGAAGCUCUCUGAGGCCGAGGCUAAGACCCCCGAGCUCCCCCCCGAGCCAGUCCAACUUGCAUACGUGCCACUACCCUCGAAUCGUGCUGCCGUCGUCCGUGAGUUGUUGAAGGGAGCGAGCAAGGUGGCCGGAGAUUUUAACGGUCUUGGUGGCUGCGGCAAGUCAAGUCUGGCUGAGAUCGCUGCCCAGCCCAACGUUGUCCCCAUGUUCGAGCACCUCAAGCGCGAGGCCAAGCGCAAGCGCAAGCGCGAGGUUGCCGCCAAGUCAGGGCCCAAGUCCAAGGCCGCCAAGCUCCUCGGUACCGACGAGCGCAUGACACGCAGAGGCUGGCUCGCUUGCAUCAAGCCCCCGCUAUCCCCCUUCGAGGAGGAGAGGGUGGACCAUGUCAUGCGAGCGUGUACCGCGCGGGGCGUGGCCGAUGUCGGCAACAUAACCCUCACCAGGGCUCACUUUGUCCGCCUCGAGCCUGGCGGGUGGCUCAGUGACAGGAUCGUCAACGCGUAUAUGGAGCUGCUGCAGGCUCACUUCAACAGGUUCACGCGGCACAAGGUCUGGUUCACCAACUCGUUCCUCGCCGCUGCUCUGUACCUCGACAGGCGGACGCUCAACUAUGGCAGGGUGUCCAAGUGGCUCGGCAAUGCCGUCGACGGCGGCAUCAUGUCGUUGGCCAAGAUCAUCGUCCCGGUCAACUUGGACAAUAGCCACUGGUUCACGGUGGCUAUUGAGCUUGGACCCAAAACGAUCACGUUCUACGACUCGAUGGCGGGCGAGGUGGACAGCGGGCUAGCAGAGGCGCUGAAGGAGUAUGUGGCGCUGCAGGUGGAGCAGGAGACGGGCAGGAGGCUGGACAUGUCGCAGUGGCAUGUCGUCAAACCUGUCGGCCUUCCGCAGCAGACCAACCUGUCGGACAGCGGGGUCUUUGCGCUGGCGUUUGCCGCUUUUGUUGCCGCCGAUGCUGAAAUCGUUGUGGGUCCGAGCGACAUUCCCGGGCUGCGGCGUGCCGUUGCGGCGGCUCUGCUCCGCGGUAGGUUGUAGGCGUGGAGGGCCGCUGCGUGGCGGAAGCAAGUACUUCCCCUCGAAAUGUCCAUCAUGGUACGUCGGGUGCGCAAGGAUACGUCGAGUCUUCGACUCGCUUACGCACAUUCUCGCCGAUGAGGGUGGUGCUGGACACUCACUUUGGCGGAGUGGUGGGUGGCGACGACGACGCCUUGGGGCUAGGAUCGAGCUGUACCUCAAGCCUCGUGUCGAGCGGGAUGCCCACGAGCGCAGAGAGCGCAGCGGUGCACCACUGCGACCCGUCACCGUCGAACCGCCCGAUCCCCCGUGUCGCCUUCCACAUCUCGCGGCAGUAGUGCGUCUCGGGCACCGCGUCCAAGGCAACGGCUCCGUGCAAGGCACCCGCCAGCAGGCCGCUGUCCUUCGGUACAGUCUGCUCGAGGAGAGCCUUGACAGCAAACACGUCAUGGACGGGCGCCAUGGGCAGGUUGCCCUUGGCGCCCUUGUGCCGCGCCCCGUCUGGCAACUCCUUCUUGUCCACAACAAAGCCUGGCGGGUACCGGGGCUCCUCGUCCGUCGAGCGCGCCAGAUCGUAGUCGAUGACCACCGCCUGCCACACGGGCACCACGACGCCGUCUGCAUCGUCAGCCAGUGCCGCGUACAGCAGUGACUUGCUCGCCGCGACAGCUUCGAGGCAGGGGUUGGCGAGCAGGCGCAGGACCUCGGCCAGCGCGUCCGCCGCGGCCUUGCCCGCCUGAGCCGUCGCAACGGCCGCGGCAAAGUACGCCCCGUCGUCGAGAGCCGCGAGAGCACUGGCGAUGACGUCGCACACGGGCCUCUCGAUCGGAGCCGGGAAGCGGAUGUUGCGGAACAGGAUGUCACCGUGGACGAGCGAGUCGCGGCGCAUGGCCUCGAGCCAGCCGAUGAGCGAGACAAAGUGGCCGACCCGGACGUACGAGUGCGACUCGUGGGCGAGAAACGUGGUGACAAGCACGCGCGGAGCGUCGCUGCCGCCGCUCUCAGUGAGCACGCGCGCCUCGGCCGCCGGCGAGUGAGCUGUCCACAUGGGCAAGUUGAUCCGGCGCGACGAGGCUGUCGAGGGCCGGAACCACUUGUACACCCGUCGCGAGGCCACCAUGCACGUGUUGGCGCCCGCAAGCACCACAGGCGGCCUGCGCCCAGUCAGCAACAGGUCCGCCGUCGCAGCCACCACGCUGAGGCCGGCGACAAAAGCCGUAGCAAACACCUCGCAAAACGUGUCGAGGUCUGAAUACUCCCACGUCCCAAACGGCACCGUCGUCCGUGUCCUCGCGUCGCUUGCCCGCUCGGCAACCGACGGACAACAACGCCCGGAGGGUGAGCGUGCCCACGUAAAGUCCGACGCCGUCGGAUGCGGCCCCUCCA
Molecule: messenger RNA, 4395 nt
Organism: Thecamonas trahens ATCC 50062
Lineage: Eukaryota; Apusomonadida; Apusomonadidae
Exons: 2
Coding region: 1-3030 (1009 amino acids)
Biological process (GO): signal transduction; protein desumoylation
Cellular component (GO): nucleus
Molecular function (GO): deSUMOylase activity
Source: RefSeq, a predicted model, not a curated record